Messenger RNA from Tetrapisispora phaffii CBS 4417, 726 nucleotides. RefSeq names its product Dse2p (gene DSE2). The record is from RefSeq and is a predicted model, not a curated record. NCBI's taxonomy places the organism in Eukaryota, Fungi, Ascomycota, Saccharomycetes, Saccharomycetales, Saccharomycetaceae. The transcript has a single exon. Bases 1 to 726 code for a protein of 241 amino acids.
AUGAACUCCACAAAUAACUUUAUUAUCACAAUUUUUUUUACUUUAUUAUUAUCCUUUACUCAUGCUGCUGACGAUGUUCGUUUUUUCACUUCCGAUGGUGUUGUUUACAGUUAUGCUGUCGUUACUAGUACUAUUAGACCUGCUACCGUUGUAGUCGAAACUUUAUACUACACAACUACGCGUGUUCAUGAGGUUACCUUAAGUAACAACGUUGUUACUUCCGUAACAGAAGAAAUUACUUCUGCUUCCACUUCGUCUGCUACUUCCUUUUUAGCAACUACCACUUCUUCUCCAACUGCCACUACCAUUGCCGCUGUUCAAAGUUCUUCCAUUCAAUUAGCUCCAGAAGAAGAAUUUGUUGCUUCUACUGUCGAUGCGCAAACGUCUUCUGGGAGACUCACAACUACUUUAAUGCCAGUUUCUUCCAAUGAAGGAGAGAGCCAGCAAGCUUCAACUAGUUCCACUUCCGUUAUAAGUUCGAUUCAAUUAUUGACUGUUGAAAGUGCUACACAACAGGCUGUUCCUUCUUCUACUUCAAGUUCUUCCCCAACUACUUCCUCUGUUCCAUCCAGUACUCUAGAAAGUGCCACUGUCACCUCUCCUGCUUCCGAUGUUUGCGAUGAUUUAUACUAUUCCACUUAUUACAUAACAUCUUCUGGUGAAUCUAUUGAUGCUGCUACAACUAUAACAAGUACUAAGACUACUUAUGUCACUGUUAACGUUUAA